Messenger RNA from Symbiodinium natans, 2418 nucleotides. NCBI's taxonomy places the organism in Eukaryota, Dinophyceae, Suessiales, Symbiodiniaceae. The record is from the annotation of a GenBank genome assembly.
AUGCGACUUGGUCAAGGUGACCCGUUCGUCUGGUCCAACCUACAUCAGACAGCUGCCGAUGCAAACACAGCCAUGGGACAAAACACCACUCCAAUUCAGCCCCGUCAGCCGCGAAGCGUGUUCGACAAGUUCCAGCUCCAGCGGCCAAGCGCGUCCGGUGGAGUUUCGAAAGCGGGUGCCUACCAUCCUGAACUCCAAGCUAUGUUGGACGAUGAGGGUAUUGACAUCAAAGUCUCGAAUGGUGGCAACUGGGGGGAUACAACCGAUCAAGUUCUCCGGCGCCUACCAUCUUUGGUUCAAUCGGUGCUGUCACGGGGCGGUCGCUUGUCGUUUGUAUUGGUGUUGGCUGGCACGAACGACUUGCUGCAGCUGCCGCGACAGGCGGUGAGCGCUUCGAUUCCUGGUAUUAUGGCAAGGGUCAGAGAGAUAUGUGAAUUUGCCUCACAGGCUGCUUUUCAUCCCCAUGUUGGUAUCCUAUUGCUGCCGCCUCUGCUUAGCAGGGAUGCCGACAGGGUGAAGUUGAAUCAAGGCCUCCAAAGCCUCCAUCAAGUCCAUCUGCCAUCGGAACCAUCGAAAGCUGCUGCGGCUCCAGGAGCAGGUCUCCGCGGUCUCCGCUUCCUCGUGGACUUAAGUACAGUGGACGCAGCUCUCUCGACAGACGGAGUCCAUUACGGGCAAGAAGGGUACAAGCAGUUUGCGAAACGAGUGAUGCAAGUGAUUCUGCCCAUGUUGAAGGCUGACUCAGCCGCCCAUCAGCGCCUGGUGACAUCUGUCAUGUCAGGAUGUUGCCGGGGCUUAAAGGUGUACAAUGCCAAGUACAUGGACCACAUUGUAAAGCAGAUUCCCUUCCAGAUGCAUCGUUUGCUACCUGCUUGUCCGGUUGCCGUUCUGAAUGUCUUGCAAGAAACGCUUGACUGUGGCAAGUUCUUUACAGCAACAGCUGCGUUGCGUCGUUGGGUCAGCUGCUGUGCUCCACCACUCCGCGCGAUGUCCAACUGGCUCGGAACGGCCCAUGAACAGGUCACAAACGCCCUGGCAAGUGCACCGAGCUUGCAAGAAGCGGCCGCAAAGUUGGGCAUCAAUGAUAUUUCGCAGUGGGCAAGUGCGAAGGCCCUUGAGCUGCACUCCAAAGCUCGGGAGCAGGCCAAAGAGCUUGCCGGAGCCAAGAUGAAAACAGAGUUUGGGCCGGAGAUUCUGGAAAUGCUGGAUGCCUUGUCGGAGUGCACGAGAAAAAUUUCGGAGGAGUUGCGACUUCAGAAUGCGAAGUUUGGCGUCUCUUUGGCCCUUCCGUUGGUGGCCCUGCAGCACAACUCUUUGGAUCCUCCCACAAGCCAAGGACCAAUGCUGGAUAUUGCAGUGGUGACGGAAGCCUGUCAUUGGGUUGACUUCGCAAUGGGAGCCUACGGGACCACUGACAUUCAGGGAUACGACAAGGCCAGUGUGCUCGCUGCUGUCGAGCAGGGUGGUCCGAAGAAAGGCAUCGAAGUCCGUGUGGCACACUUGCCUGCCAAAGGCGUCAAUAUGCCGGGUCACUUUGUGGCUUUGGACAGGACAAACCGAGUCGUUGUGCUUGGCAUACGCGGAACGACAACACUAUCUGAUGCUCUGACUGAUGCAGUGGGUGAGGCAACGAAGGUUCCGGAAUGCCCUGGGCUUCUUGCCCACAAAGCAAUGCUGGCCAGUGCACGGGCCGUUCUUGAGCGUACGCGACAAGCUCUUAACGAAGCAUUAAGAGAAAAUCCAGGCUACGGCCUUGUCGUCACGGGGCACAGUCUUGGAGCAGGAACCGCCAUACUCUGCACAAUCCUUCUCAGUGUCGCACCAUUGGAGUCGCGACCCCGCCUGAAGUGCUUCGCAUUCGCGCCGCCACCCGUGGUUGGGCCAUUGAGCAACAAAAGCUUUAGUGCUUUGGAGAUUCAUUCGUUCAUCAACCGAGCAGAUGUCGUGCCACGAGCAAGCCUGGCCAACGUUUUCCAUCUUGGACAGGAAUGCAUGGCGGUAGAUGGCCUGGAGCUGGAUUUCCUCCGCCGAUUCAACUUGAUGCGGAGAGACGCCAACCCCGAGGACGAGCUCGAAAAAGAGGCCGUGCAGAAGGUGCUGUCGUCCGUCAAAGAUUGCCAACAUCAGCGGAAGCAAAAGGAUCACGAGUCCUUUCCUCCACUUUUCGUUCCCGGGCAGGUAUAUUGGAUCGAAUGGCUGGGUCAGGAUGGAAGUGUUCAGGACUCGCCAACCGAAGCAAAUGCCCCGGAGAGAAUGCCGAGGAUACACUUGACCUCCGCCACGGAGUUCCAGUCCUUGCUGCUGCGUGGUGGCACCAAUGCUUUGAAAGAUCACCUGUGUGGAAAUUACAAAGAAGGCUUGGAGAAGUACAAAGUUCAUUUAAAGGCAAACGAUGGCUGCUGGUGCGUCGUCAGUUGA